Messenger RNA from Drosophila santomea, 2540 nucleotides. It is a transcript of the gene Vha68-2, whose product is annotated as V-type proton ATPase catalytic subunit A. The record is from RefSeq and is a predicted model, not a curated record. Gene Ontology annotation, cellular component: lysosomal membrane; proton-transporting V-type ATPase, V1 domain. Bases 158 to 2002 code for a protein of 614 amino acids. NCBI's taxonomy places the organism in Eukaryota, Metazoa, Arthropoda, Insecta, Diptera, Drosophilidae. The transcript is spliced from 5 exons. Gene Ontology annotation, biological process: proton transmembrane transport; ATP metabolic process. Gene Ontology annotation, molecular function: ATP binding; proton-transporting ATPase activity, rotational mechanism; ATP hydrolysis activity.
UCGAAUCGCGGUAGGGAGCUUUUCGAAGUGCGAGCGUCGACGUUUUAUUUCUGCGGCUCAGUCGGUUUUAGUUCGUUCUGUUGGAGAAAAGCAGCAAUCACACGUUCGCAAGGUGAACGCGAAGACACAGCAAAUCGUUAAAACAGAAUAAAGCAAAAUGUCCAACCUUAAGCGUUUCGAUGAUGAGGAGCGUGAGUCCAAAUAUGGACGUGUCUUCGCUGUCUCCGGUCCUGUCGUCACUGCCGAGGCCAUGUCUGGAUCAGCUAUGUACGAGUUGGUCCGCGUCGGCUACUACGAGCUGGUGGGCGAGAUCAUCCGUCUGGAGGGCGACAUGGCCACCAUCCAGGUGUACGAGGAGACCUCCGGCGUGACUGUCGGCGAUCCGGUGCUGCGUACCGGCAAGCCCCUCUCCGUGGAGCUGGGACCCGGUAUCAUGGGCAGCAUCUUUGACGGUAUCCAGCGUCCCCUGAAGGACAUUAACGAGCUGACCGAAUCCAUCUACAUCCCUAAGGGUGUGAACGUGCCCAGUUUGUCGCGCGUGGCCAGCUGGGAGUUCAACCCCCUGAAUGUCAAGGUCGGCUCCCACAUUACCGGAGGUGACCUGUACGGUCUGGUGCAUGAGAACACCCUGGUCAAGCACAAGAUGAUUGUGAACCCCCGCGCCAAGGGAACAGUGCGUUACAUUGCCCCCUCCGGCAACUACAAGGUCGACGAUGUCGUCCUGGAGACGGAAUUCGAUGGAGAGAUCACCAAGCACACCAUGUUGCAGGUGUGGCCUGUGCGUCAGCCCCGUCCCGUGACCGAAAAGCUGCCCGCCAACCACCCCCUGCUCACCGGACAGCGUGUCCUCGACUCGCUCUUCCCCUGUGUCCAGGGCGGUACCACCGCCAUUCCCGGAGCCUUCGGUUGCGGCAAGACUGUGAUCUCGCAGGCUCUGUCCAAGUACUCCAACUCCGAUGUGAUCAUCUACGUCGGUUGCGGUGAGCGUGGUAACGAGAUGUCUGAGGUACUGCGUGACUUCCCCGAGUUGUCUGUGGAGAUCGACGGUGUGACUGAGUCCAUCAUGAAGCGUACUGCCCUGGUGGCCAACACCUCCAACAUGCCUGUGGCUGCUCGUGAGGCCUCCAUCUACACUGGUAUCACCUUGUCCGAGUACUUCCGUGAUAUGGGUUACAACGUGUCCAUGAUGGCUGAUUCCACCUCCCGUUGGGCUGAGGCUCUUCGUGAGAUUUCGGGUCGUCUGGCUGAGAUGCCUGCCGAUUCCGGCUACCCAGCCUACUUGGGAGCUCGUCUGGCCUCCUUCUACGAGCGUGCCGGUCGCGUCAAGUGCUUGGGUAACCCUGAGCGCGAGGGAUCCGUGUCCAUUGUCGGAGCUGUGUCUCCUCCUGGUGGUGACUUCUCCGAUCCCGUGACAUCCGCCACUCUGGGUAUCGUACAGGUGUUCUGGGGUCUCGACAAGAAACUGGCCCAGCGCAAGCACUUCCCCUCGAUCAACUGGCUGAUUUCGUACUCCAAGUACAUGCGUGCCCUGGAUGACUUCUAUGACAAGAACUUCCCCGAAUUCGUGCCACUGCGUACCAAGGUCAAGGAGAUCCUGCAGGAGGAAGAGGAUCUGUCUGAGAUCGUGCAACUGGUCGGCAAGGCCUCUCUGGCCGAGACCGACAAGAUCACGCUGGAGGUGGCCAAGCUGCUGAAGGACGAUUUCCUGCAGCAGAACUCCUACUCCUCGUACGAUCGUUUCUGCCCCUUCUACAAGACCGUGGGCAUGCUGAGGAACAUCAUCGACUUCUACGACCUGGCCCGUCACUCCGUGGAGUCGACGGCUCAGUCCGAGAACAAGAUCACCUGGAACGUGAUUCGUGAGGCUAUGGGCAACAUUAUGUACCAGCUGUCGUCCAUGAAGUUCAAGGACCCUGUUAAGGAUGGUGAGGCCAAGAUCAAGGCUGACUUCGAGCAGCUGCACGAGGACCUGCAGCAGGCCUUCAGGAAUCUGGAGGACUAGAGACCGCGUUGGCCCUACUUUUACACUCUAAUCUUAUAUUUGUUAUAUAGUUAACGUUUAAAAAUGAAAGCAGUCAAAAACCACCCGAAAAGCCUAAUCAAACACCAACAAUUCCGUGCUGCAUUCGAUGAAAAACAAAAGUCCAACCAAUACCACAACUUCUUGGUGCCUGCGAGAGAUGUAAACAUUCCGGCCUGCGGUUAAUACUUCCCCUAACCACGCCCCCUCCGCCCGCUGAAGGGCAACUCAAGGCAACAACAACUACAACGUCCUGCUAUGUACUUCCAUUUACAACAACAACGACAACGCACACUUGAAUUAAAGUACACGGACACUGGCGCACACACACAACACAUACAUAAAAGACACAAAUACAAAUGCAUGCAUAAAUAGUAUUAUUGUUUAAUGAAUGGAAAUUCUUGUUUAUUUGUGAAAAAGUCAUGUUUUCUCCUGUUUGUUUGUUAAAUUUAUGUAAAUAUUUAAAGUAUGAAAUAUUAAAUGUACGAAUAAAGUGCAACAACAAAUACAUUUAAUGUAA